UUUUGUGGUUGUUUGCGUUUGAGGAUUUGUAGGUAUUAGUGGCUUGUGGUGCCUGUUUUGGUUCACUGCUUGCCCACCUGAUCCAGACAUUAGUGUGUUCAUGUUUUGUAUUUGAGAUCCAUUAAAACCAUGGAAUUGGAACGUUUAGGUGGCUGCGGCGUUAAAUCCGAGAGGGGCAACCUUCGCCUCUACAGGGUGGCGCUGGCCAUGUGUGCGUGUCUCUGUGCUGUUCUGCUGCUUGCACUCAUAGUGGUCUCUCAAAGAAAUGCUCAAGAGGAGUUCUGUCUGACCACAGAAUGCAUUGAAGCAGCGGGAUCCAUUAUUGCUAAAAUGGACUACUCGGUUAAUCCCUGUGAAGACUUCUAUAGUUUCUCCUGUGGGGGUUGGCUGAAGGAUAACCCGAUCCCCGAGGAUUCUUCUUAUUACGGCGUCUACCCCUGGCUGAGACAGGAGGUUGACAUUCAACUUAAAGAGUUACUGGAAGCACCUUCACACCCUGAUGAACUGGAAGCAGUGACCAAGGCUAAGAUCUUCUACCGCUCCUGUAUGAAUGAGACUGAACUGGAGCUACUGGACUCCAAACCAAUGCUGAAAACACUUACAGAGCCCGAGUUUCGGUGGCCUGUUCUGGGGGACGGUCUUGGCGGGGAUUAUCAGUGGUCACCGGGGCAGUGGAGCCUCCUGAAGACUCUGGCAGAAAUCAGGAACCAGCAUAGUAAGAGCGUCCUGAUUCGCCUGAUUGUGUCCCCUGAUGACAAAAACUCCACCCGCUACAUUAUCAAGCUGGACCAGGCGACCCUGUCGCUGUCCUCCAGAGAAGAUUACAUCACCAACACGUCCACUGCCCAGGCGUUUCGUGCAGCCUUGCUGAGUCUGAUGGUGGAUACGGCCGUCAUGCUGGGAGCUCCACAGAAAGCAGCACAGACUCAGAUGGAACAGGCUCUGACCUUUGAGACCAAACUGGCUGAGAUCCUGAUCCCCGCUGAAAACCGCACCAGUGAGAACAUGUACAACAAAUACACCCUGAUACGUCUGCAGCGCUCCAUGCCGCAGUUUGACUGGCUGGCAUUUGUGAAGGCUGUACUGGAAUACGAAAACGACCCGUCGCUGUCCAUCUCCGGCACCGAGCCCGUCAUUGUCCGAGCACCGCAGUACUUUAAGGAGCUGCUCAAACUCAUUAACACCACAGACCCUAGGACGGUGGCUAACUAUGUGCAGUGGAGGACGGUUUUUUCCAGGAUCACCACUCUCAGCCGCCGCUUCCUCUACAGAUAUCUGGAUUAUGCUCGGGUAAUCACUGGAAUGACCUCGCUGACUCCACGCUGGGACAAGUGUGUGAACUUCAUCGAGAACACGAUUACUUACGCAACUGGGCGCCUCUUUGUCAACAAGCAUUUUCAGGAGGACAAGAAGCUCAUGAUGGAGGAGCUGAUCGAAGGUAUUCGCUGGGCAUUCAUCGACAUGCUGGAGACAGAGAACAAGUGGAUGGAUGAGCUGACCAAGAAGCGAGCCAUAGCAAAGGCUCACGCCGUGCUGGGUAAGGUCGGCUAUCCUGAGUUCAUUCUGAAUGACACCUACCUCAACGAAGAUUUAAAACAGCUAGCGUUCAAUGAGAGAGACUACUAUGGGAAUGUGAUGCAGACUUUGAAGUUUGUCGCCCAGUCAGAUCUCGCCUGGCUCAGAAAGCAUGUCCCACGUACAGAGUGGUUCACAAACCCAACAACAGUGAAUGCUUUCUACAGCUCAUCCACCAAUCAAAUCAGAUUUCCUGCUGGCGAGCUUCAAAAACCUUUCUUUUGGGGAAGAGAGUAUCCAAGGUCUUUGAGUUACGGUGCCAUUGGGGUGAUCGUUGGACACGAGUUAACACAUGGCUUCGACAACAAUGGCCGCUUAUAUGACAAGAACGGAAAUCUUGACCAGUGGUGGAGCAACUCGUCAGUCAUAGCCUUCAACAAGGCGACCGAGUGCAUGAUUGAGCAGUACAAUAACUACUACUGGGAAGAAGCAGAAUUAAAAGUGCGAGGAAAGAGGACUCUGGCAGAAAACAUAGCAGAUAAUGGAGGAUUAAGAGAAGCUUUCAGGGCAUACAGGCGGUGGGUAGAUGAGACCAGAGGUGGAACAGAAGAACCUUUGCUGCCAGGAGUUCAACUCACCAACAACCAGCUGUUCUUCGUAAGCUAUUCACAUGUAAGAUGUAACGCUUACAGACCAGAAGCCGCUAGAGACCAGAUCCAGAAUGGAGUCCACAGUCCGACAAAAUACAGGGUCAUCGGAGCGAUGAGUAACUAUGAAGAGUUCAGCAAAGCGUUUAACUGUCCGGAGUCGUCUCCUAUGAACCGAGGUGAAAAGUCCUGCCGCGUGUGGUGACCUCUGACCUCAGGUGGACCCUAAAGGAGGCGGCAGCUACCUGCAGGACGUCUCUGAGGCUGAUGAUGAUGCUGGACUUGACCUACGUGGGUUAGAUGAUUUGAAGUGAAACGUAUAUCCUAACAGAAUGUUGUUAGGUCGAGGAUUGGUUGGUGUUACAGAUGGACAUGAUGUGGUUAGUCCCAAAACAAACCGUCUGCAUGACUUCACCACAAUACUUCAACUGUGGGUGGCGCUGUGGGACAAAAAUGUUAAAGGCACACUGAAAAUUAAGGAGAAACU
Molecule: messenger RNA, 2649 nt
Organism: Thalassophryne amazonica
Lineage: Eukaryota; Metazoa; Chordata; Actinopteri; Batrachoidiformes; Batrachoididae
Gene: phex
Product: phosphate regulating endopeptidase homolog, X-linked
Exons: 22
Coding region: 130-2367 (745 amino acids)
Biological process (GO): protein processing
Cellular component (GO): plasma membrane
Molecular function (GO): metalloendopeptidase activity
Source: RefSeq, a predicted model, not a curated record